Molecule: messenger RNA, 7570 nt
Organism: Toxoplasma gondii ME49
Lineage: Eukaryota; Apicomplexa; Conoidasida; Eucoccidiorida; Sarcocystidae
Product: starch binding domain-containing protein
Exons: 7
Coding region: 3177-7220 (1347 amino acids)
Molecular function (GO): starch binding
Source: RefSeq, a predicted model, not a curated record
GGGUCGCUGCCGCUGCUCCUCUCUCUGUUCUGUACCUUUGAAGUUUAUGGCGCUUGGCACUCGCCGAUUCACCUCCCUGUCACACAGCGCUUCUCACCAGUGCAGGGUCAUUCGCACUUGCCAGGAUACUUUUAAAACUUCGACUCUGAGUUUUUUCGGUGUUUAUCAUUGCUGAAGGAAGUUGUUCUACAGUCUUACGUAAGGAUGAAGUUCGUACGCACAGCUAAAGGAAUUACAGAAGUCGUUCAAUCACUAUGUAAAAAUUUCAGAGUGUCGUUUCAGGAACCUGCGCCUUCUUGGCAGAGCUUCGGGAGGAGAGGGAGAGAGGUUUCGGUGUAUUUACACCGGAGAUGGUAGGACGAUGUUUUGCAUAACUUAGUCACAAAAAGUUUUUAAAACACGAAAUAAACCCUAUUUGAAGGAGAUGUUCAGGUUUUGUCGACAGACCCUAUAGAGGAUCUUGAACAUGUUCUUCCUUUCAGAUUUUACCGAUCUUGGUUUACCGCAUCCAAGACCGCUUUCAGUUCGUUGCAUCUGUCAACUAGAUCAAGAAGGGCAGCACUGCGACUGCGCGAUGCUGCCGUGUCUCUCCUGGCAAACAGACGCCUAAGGAACUGUCGAUACUCCUUGUGUUCUGCUUCGAAGAACAUAAGAAUGCAUUCAGAGAAUCGAGUCGGCGACGCGUGCAUGUCGCGGGAUAUCGAAGUCGAAGGCUUUUUCCAAACGCAGCCUAGCAGUCGGGGGCAGUGUACAGCCUCAAGACGUUUUCUGUCGCGGUCUCUGCGCAGGGGGGUUGACAGACGCCACCGCUCUUCAGUUGCUUAGUCGAAUGGCUUUCUAGAGCAGCUGUUAUCCAACGGCGUCUUGCAAGUGUGGAUGUGUUUCAAAACUCCUUAAGACCUGGAGCGCGAUUUCUCCAUGUCCAGAACAGCGGUAAAGCGAGCGUGAAGACCAAAGAGAGGCGACGCUGAGGUGGAAUGUCACCGGGGCUCCGCCGUUUCAAAGCUUCCUCUCCGCUCAUUCCUUUCUUUGUGUAAUCUGGAGUUCUUUCCAGUGCGAAGUUCUCCAACUCUCCCAGUUUCUCCCUUUCUGUGUCUUUGUUUCAUCCCUUUCUGUAUCCCUGUUCUCGCACCUUCCCUCCUGAGCGUUCUUUUCCUCCCUUUGCAUCUUCACUCGCGCAUCGCGUUUCUCUUCUACGUAGCCUUUCUUUUCUGAGUCGCCUUUUCUCUCUUGGAAACAGCCUCAACACGAGAGGCGGUGGAAAAAGUGAACGCAGCCAAUCUCCCAUGUAAGAAGUGUAAGGUGUCUGUUGUAGUGGAAGAGCACUCUCUGGAAGAGCGAAGGAUUUCCUCUGGGGAGAAGUCUCGAGUGCUCCACUUUUCUUGCGGUUUGUCUCUCUGCACCUUCCUCGCUUUCCAGAAGGCAAAAUGUCUGGAUCAAAGUUCGGUUGCUUGUGCAGAGCAACGUUACGAAGAUCACUACGGUCGAAAGGGAGCGACUUGGACGCCGCGUGUUCGAAGGAGGAAGAUCUUCUCUGUUUGCGAAGGCGGCUCCAUGGAACAGAGCAAGCGGGUGGAAAUGUCGAACACUAUCCUUUUGUCCGAGAAAUCGGCCUCCAGGAUCCCUGGACUUCCAGGCUUUCCUCUCGGGGACUGAGCGCACUCGACUUGAAAUUCUGGCUGGCAGUGUGUCACAACAGACAUCCGAACGACAGCUCGGCUCACCCAGCGAGAAACGGGCAGGAGAGACAGCGAAGAAAAAGCCAACUUUCCGCAGUGUGUCAGGGCGGAAGGAUUCAACGGUUGCUACAGACAAAAAUACGCAUGCUAAAGGCGUCAAGGCUUUCUGGCUUGAACUCUCCCCGUCGCACGCGGCUGCUGAGGCGCCGCUGCCGCAAAAAUUGAGGCGCGGGAAACGCAGCAAGCAAGCGAGGCUUGACUCACUGGCUCAUGCCGCCGCACAGAAAAAGUUUUUUGACGGUGCAAAGCAGGGCCGGUUUCUUCUUUUUCCCUAUGUUUCAUGAAGAAGCGCAAUUCUCUGCGUCUUCGCGAAAUCGUGUGUGUGCGGGUGUCCUGUCGUGUGUGCAUUAUACGCAGCGUCGACCGCGCAGGCGGACCAGCCACAGCGGACGCCGUCGUCCGGAACUCUGCUUGAACUUUUUUUCCUUUGAAUGGCAACUCUCCAGCCUGUCAAUUGAAGGCGGUUUGGCACGCAUAAAGAACGCAACUCUUGACUGGGUUUGCCCAGAAGAAGCCUGCUGCCAAUGCCGUGCAUCGACACCUCAAUCCCUCGGAUCGCUCGACGUCUGUCGUGCGUUCGCGCGCAGUCACUUCCCGCGGUACCGCCGCGUUUUCUCUGUUCCUUCCUUCUCACUUCUGUCGUCCUCUCACCCCCUUUGGCGAGUACAUUUCUUCCGUUUCGCAAGGAUCUUUCUUGAAAAACUGCGCGGAACACUUGCCGCGGACGCCCAGCAGUCGCGCGGAUGUAUCUGCAAGCCGCCAACUCCACGCAGCGCUGAAAGCAGCUUCUGUCCCAAUAGCUUGCCGCCUGCCUUGCCCGAAAGUUCGUCGGGGAAAUUCGUCUACUCGACACUCACUGGCGUCCGGUACCGGUCGGCUCGCCAGAUUCGCGCGGUCCGCCCCGUUUGUCUCGCGCAGCAGCAGCCGUCCGCAGUUGAGUGUCAACAACGGCCUUGGAGGCCAAAACCACGGCGAGGAGAGAAAGGCCACUUUAAAAAGGAGGUCGUCAGGACACAAGAAACGGGCAAACCAGGACACUUGCGUGCGUGCGCAAGUCGACGGGGAACGAGGCAAGCUUACCUCAGGUGUAUGUACACCUGAAGGCGAUAUCUCCGGUGAAUGUCCACAUGCCGUCGCAGUGGUGCCUCUCGCCGCAGAGUCAACUCGCCACGAGGGUGCUGUCUGGACACCCGACACCAGGCUUCGUUAGGCGAGGCGACAGAGCAGCGGCGUUGAAGAGAUCUCUUCGGCAAUGCCUCGAAGCUUGACGUGCAUGUACACUCGGUUCAGCUGCGGUUGAAAGCCGAAAUUUUUUGUUGUCGUCUCCUCUGACGCCGGAGACCUCGACGAGGUAUCGUCUCUUUCGCGGGGUCUGGCUCUUGCAGAGAGCCUUGGCUGAACUUUUUCCGUAGCACAAACGCUGCACUUCUGUGCAAAAUGACGAUACAACGCGACGACCGGCUUUUCUGCUCCGUCAGAUUCAACUGCCACUGCAGUCAAACCCAGUUCGGGGACCAGGUGUGCCUGCUCGGGAGCACGGCGUCGCUGGGGAACUGGUCGUUCUCUCAUCGCCUCACACUGACGACUUCUCCGGAGUUGUUUCCUCUCUGGCGGACCGAACGGCCGAUCCUGCUGCCUGCGAAUUCGGAGGUGCGUUACAAGUUCCUGAUUUGCCGCGAGGACGCGCCCCUCUGUCUCGCGUGUCGCUACGGCGCGGCCGCCUCCCGCAGUCUCAGGGCGCCGGACCCCACAGACCGUGCUGCCGGGUCCUUAGCUCCGCUGCGGCCGACGCGUCGACUUUUCGGUCACGCCGAAGGAUCAUUUAGAGAGGUCGAGGACGGAAGCAGCGCGCUCGAGGAGCUCGCACACGAAGUGAGCAGUGCGAGACAGGAGACACGCGCGCCCGCGACGGCGCGGAAAGGAGACACCUGUCUCCAAAAGGGCGCCUUCGGCCUCCUCCUCACCGCCGAAGACCUCGCGAAGAGUCAAAUGUGCUGCGGCGCUGUGAUGAAAGGCGAGUGGGAAGCCGCAAAAAAAUGGGAGAACAUCAAAGGCGUCCAGGGCGACCGUGUCCUCCACGUCGCCAACGACGCCGUCGAAGUCUUCGACACUUUCGGCGCCGAGCCCGCGGUGCCUUCCGCGCGCCAGGCACAGGCCCCGCUGCAAGUCACUCCAACUGAAUCUGCGCAGCUUCUCUCGGGGCCUUUCAUUGUAGGCUCUCGAGAGGGCGAAUGGCACUUCUCCUCCGGCAACGUUCUCUUUGCAUGCGACAGUGCAGAAGCCGCUGAGAGAAGAAGUCUGCAGAGGCGCCAAGCGUCUCUCACGCAUGACAUCGGGGAUCUCUACGGGCCUUCUGCUGCGAGACCAAGAGGCACCGUCUGUCUCUCCCACCGAGACUACUCUUCCCUCCGUCAGAAAGACUGUGUUCUUCUCUCUCAUCGAGACUCCUCCUCGUUUCUUCCCCAGAAGGAAUGUUCUCUUCUCUACCGGAAGGCAAACGUUUUUCGCAAGCAAACAGACGGUUGCUUUCCGCAUCUAGAGACUUCUUUCCGCCCUCUGGCUUCCCCGGCGCCGGCCCAGCGCACGAGUCUUCGGCCUCACCAGGUGCCGCCCCUCCAGCUCGCGGGUCUUUCGUCUCCUCGGUCCCCAUCUUCUCACGAGCCUCCCUACUGCAGCCCGUGUUCGUUCUCGUCGUCUUCUUCAAGAUCCUCGUGUUCUUCUUUGGCUCUCCAGGGGGAUCCGUCCACUCCGGCUCUCGCCCCUGUCUCAAUCAGUCGCAGGCGCAACAGUGUGUCUAGCUGGAACGGUGGGCCUCCUGUUUCUGCGCGGUCGCCUGCUCUGCAUCCCUGGAUUUCCUGUGGAGUGUCUCCCAGGAAGGUUCCCCUCUCGCCUCUCGCUUCAGACUCCUUUCGCUCCGCCCUCGACUCCAUGGCCGCCUACUACCCCGCCCACGGGCUCGGCGACCUCGCUCCGACCGCGUUGGGCUCCAGUCCCCGCCGCGGCGCGCCCGCGGAGACAGCCAGCGGGGCGCAUGUGACCGCCGGCCCCGCCAUGUGCGCCGAGGCUGCGCAGACGGAGGCGCCUUGUCGUCUUGGACUCAGUGGGGCACAGAGAGGUCGGGGAAAGGCGAUAGAAUGGAGAGAGACCGAGAGAGACGGAGAGAGAGGAGACAGGAGACUCAGAGGAGAAUCCGCGCAUGCAGGGGCGACAUCGGCGAGGGCCUUCGGCGGGGGGCGGCUUGAAUCUGAAAGGUCGUGGCAAGGCAACCGGAGGAACAGCGUUGCAUGCGCGUUUCAUCUGCAGAAAGGAGAAGGCGUAGGGCCUCGCGUAGGGGCAAGCCUUGCGAGAGAAAGAGAAGCAGAGGUCCGAGGAGAAGAUCUUGAAUGCGAAGAUACAGAGCGACACUCUGUCGAAAAGGUUGGAGUCUCGUCGGAGGACUCCGCGGAGUUUCUUCUUCGGCUGCUGGGCGAGAGGAAUUUGCCGCUUCCUACAGUUCUCUCUCUGGCGCUCGCCUCUCUGUCUGCCCCCGCGGUCGCUGCAGGACGUCCUCCUCCCCCGCCUUCUUCCUUCCUGGAAAACGCAGAAACCUCUGAAGCCUCUGCGCGAGCCUGCGCAUCUCGAGGCUCUUGUUUUCCUUGCAAAGGAACGCCAGAGACACUCCAGGCGGCCGGUCGUUCGGCGUCUCAGCGUCUCGGCCCGCGGGCCUGUGCGUGGAACGAGAGCAGAGCAUUGAGGGGGUCGUCAGCAGAAGCAGAAAUCUCAACCGACGAACAGAGCGCGAGAGGAGACAAGAGUGCGCGCGGAAGCGGAGACCAGCGAGGAGUCGCGUCGCUGCCUAGAAAGACAGACUUGCCCCGCGACGACGGGAUACUUCUCACCGAAGCUGCACUCGCGCGCCUGGAAGAACGAAUCGUCCAGACUGUGCAAGCAGCUGUAUGUACACCGCGAGUGACCUCAGUCAGGGAGGCGGGAGAAGCGCCCUUGCAGGGAAGCGGGAACUGCGAGGCGCACGAAGGAGAGUGGAAGGAGAGGCAGGCGACACACGCCUUCCGACGCGAAGAGAGAGAAGCUUUCCCAACUUCUUCGGCCUCUCUCUCGAGUGUACAGGGAGCUCUGGAAGGACGACGAGACGCGCAGGAAGACACAGACUGCUUCUUGGAAGAGGUCGAAGCGGAAAAGAGGCGCCAAAUGGGAACAACAGCAUCGCCCGCAGACACGAAGCCUGGACGAGCGAGAACUCUUUUCGCUGCUUGCACCACGGCACCCAGAAGUGGAGGCCGAAGCGCGGGGAAGGAGACACCUGACGAGAAACCGAGGACCCUUCAAACGCGAGAGAGCGGUCGACGCAAAGAAUCCCUCGGUUUCGAGGCGGAAAGGAGACACGUGAGCUUUGUCCGAAGAGGAGAAACGCAGUCAAAGCGCAAGACCCACCGGGUGUACGUACCCCUCAAAAGCGCCGUGCGUCACUCCGCCGUGAAGCCCUGCGAGCGAGAUGCUGCUGACCUCCGGCGGCGCAGUUGCAGUGAAGUUUUCGGACUUCGUGGAAGUCACCCAAAUUGUGUCGAGAAGCAAGAGAGCGAAGGAGGAGAGGAGAAGGAAGAAGAUGACCGAAGAGAUGCCGAGAACGAUGGGGACGAUGAACGAGAAACAGAAAGCAGAGACACAUCCUGUCUCUCGCCGCACGCAUCCUCACUGUCUUCGGACUCCUCUUUCGACACUGUUGAGCAGAGUUGGUUGCGAGCUUCACAUGAGCGAACUGGCGGUUCUCUCUCUCCUUUGUUCUCUGCCAGAGAUGCAGGGGAACAGGGAAGCAGCGACCGAGAAGAGAAAACGGAAGAGGACCGGGGGAAACAGGAAGACGAGAAGGAACAACAUAAUGGAGUCGAAGAGGAAGAAGAGAAUAAAGAAGGGCAAGUGAAAAGGGAUGAGGGAAGUGAGGAGCACCUUUUGAAGGAGCAGCUGUCGUCGUUGAACGACCAGGUGACUUGUUUGUCAUGUGCGUUGUUUGAGAUUCGGAGAGAGCAAGCGUUCUCUCGGCAAUUGCUGGCCUCUCUUUGCGGAUGCGUGGAGCGGGCGCUGGAAAAGAGACAGGAGACAGGAAACGGGACCUCCUGUGUCUCGGCGCCCAGGCCCACACCUCGAGUGCGUCAGCGUCGUCUGGAGGUCUCUGCGCCUCCGACAAAGACGUCCAGUGAAGGGGAACGUUCAGUGAGGAAGCAAAGAGCGAGCAGCGCGAAUCCAGCAAUGUCGAUCUCCACCAGCGCUCUCAGACACGCGGGAGCCCGAGAAGAUGAAGAAAAAGCAAAGGGGGAGGAAGACCAAGAAGGAGAGGAAGACAAAGAGGUCGCUUCUGAUGGGGCUGUCACGGAUUUUGAGCUGCAAAGAGAAGCAUUAGAGCUGGCAGAAGAAAGUGGAGUGCAGGUGUAUGCUCUGGAUGGCCGCUCUUCGCGAUGUUCGAGCGAUGAAGAACUUGACAGCUAGGAACAAGACGACGAAGGGCGUUCGCAAGCCGGAAAACCAAAGGCGCAAAAAAACGCUACAGAGCGGAAGCAGGAGAAAGCAAGGUGAAGCACAAGAGCAAAGACACAGGAAACUCGAGAAUUUUUGCGCUGUCUGUGGUGGUUGAGAAGUCGACUGUCCUCCCAUCACCAAAGAGAACCACUGGCAGUGUCUGUACACCGGCUCAUCUUCGGCCUCGGCCGCCAUUCAUUUUUCGGGUGUAUGUACACCCGAGCAUGUGCAGUGAGGACCUUCGCUACCGACCUCGAGCAUGAACGUUUCUUGACUUUGUUGACUCGUUUUUGCGAGUUCUUUCUAGAAACCAGAGCACC